This is a messenger RNA of Pseudozyma flocculosa PF-1, 687 nucleotides long. RefSeq lists its product as uncharacterized. Gene Ontology annotation, molecular function: oxidoreductase activity, acting on the CH-OH group of donors, NAD or NADP as acceptor. The record is from RefSeq and is a predicted model, not a curated record. The transcript has 4 exons. Bases 1 to 687 code for a protein of 228 amino acids. Lineage: Eukaryota; Fungi; Basidiomycota; Ustilaginomycetes; Ustilaginales; Ustilaginaceae.
AUGUCUGGAUCCAGCGAAACCAAGACGGCACUCAUCCUAGGCGCGUCGCGCGGCAUCGGCCGUGCCCUCGCCCUCGACCUCAAGGAGCGCGGCUGGAACGUCAUUGGCUCGGUCCGCAAGCUCACCGAGAUCCCCGGCGUCCGCAUAAUCCAGCUCGACCUCAACGACGAAAAGAGCAUCCAGGCCGCCUCUGCUGACUUCCCGCCCAUCGACCUGCUCGUCGUGAGUGGUGCGAUUGCCGGCACCGAGAACCUGCUCGAGACGUCGUCGGAGCACCUGCACCACUACCUCGACACCAACGUCGUCGGCCCGCACCGCGCCGUCCAGGCCUUCCUCCCCGCGCUCCGACGCGGCAACAAGAAGCAGAUUGUGCUCAUCUCGAGCAUGCUCGGCAGCAACGAAAUCAUGUUCGGACGCGACAUGGAGCUCUUCUCAGGUCCCUACUCGAUCACCAAGGCCGCUCUGAACAUGAUGGCCGUCCUGCUGCACAACUACCUGCAGAAAGAUGGUUUCACCGUCAUUCCCAUCCACCCCGGCUGGGUCGACACGGACCUCGGCAAGCUCGCCGGCCCCGGUGCCAUGCCCAUCAGCGAGAGCGUCGGCGGCAUCGCGGGCGUGAUUGAGGACCUGACGCCCGAGAAGAGCGCCAAGUUUGUCAACUGGAAGGGCGAGCCCAUGCCGUGGUGA